AGAAACACAAGUCAGUCAGUGAGCGUACGUCUCCACACAUAGUCGUAUUGGCGGUACAAGUCCGUUACGUGUUCAUAAGAUGAGUUUUGUUAUAAUCACUUGUUCGUUUAGAUCAUUUUUUUGAUGGAUAUCACGGUAUUCAAGGUGUAGUCCAAUGAUUAAUCUCUCAUAUCAUAAAUCCAGUUAGCAAGAAUAUACUAGUGUUCACAUGAAAACAAUAUGUACACUCCUUUAUUCACAUGCAAGGCAGUGUCUGGAGUGUGAACUAUGUGGUUCUCUAGUGCACUGGGACUAUUUGUCUUCACAAUUUCAACCGCAGGCUAUCCGUGGACUGAGGCACCCACUACGGUGCCCGAGUCGCACUUCCUACCUCAGCCCUACUUCGAGCAGACUCCCUCCAGUGUGAUGGUGCGGCCCGGACAGACAGUCCAGAUACCCUGCAGAGUUCGCAAUCUGGGAGACAAGAUUGUUUCCUGGAUAAGGCGGAGGGAUCUGCACAUCCUGGCUUCCGCAGGACUCAUGUUCACGGCGGACCAGAGGUUCAAGCUGCUGCACCCAGAUGGAGACUCCGCGUCCUGGACGCUGCAGCUGAGGGCAGCUCAGCCGCAGGACCAGGGACUGUACGAGUGUCAGGUCAACACUGAGCCUAAGAUGAAACAGUCCGUCCUACUCACAGUUUCCGACAUGGUAUCGGAUGACGCUAUGGAGCUAUCCAUGGGGGACGACGCCUCAGCUGUGGGCACAUCCAGGAUCCUGGGUCCCCGAGAGCAGUACGUGAAGGCAGGCAGCACGUGGACACUGACCUGCGAGAUCUCCGGGGUACCUGACAUCAGGAUACACAACAAGCCUGAGAACUUCCUGGCCAAACCUGCCCGUCUGGUGGACUGGCUGCACGAGGGCAGACUCCUCACAUACCAGUCCACAAGAGGCGGUGUCAACAUAGACACUGAGCACAUAGAUGGCCAGACAGUGACCAGACUGACACUUGCCAACCUGAGGAAUGAGGAUACGGGCAGGUAUGUCUGCAAGCCUCUGGCCCUCCCGCCGGCCGUCGUCACCAUCAUCGUCAUCGAGGGAGAAAAGACAGCAAUGUUGGGUAAAAACGUGGCAGCGGACUCGAUCUCCUCCUCAAGCCUCAUAGUAACCCUGACUGCUCUUCUCGCCGUCCUCUUCCUGCAACAUUAGCGCUCAUCUCGUGACUUCUACUGGCGUGGCCUUCCAGAACAAUUUCUUUCCGUCCUGAUAACUAUUCAGUAUCACGAAUGUUUUAUGCUUAUCUAUAAGUUGUGUACUAUAGUUUAGACAUUCACAUCGGUGGUAUACGAUAGAAUUAUUUAAUUUCCUAAAAAUCAUAAGUGAUUUACCAGAAUUAUAGUCGUCAUGAAUGUAAAUUUUCGAGAAACGAGAAAGUCCAUUUUGUCAGCUCACGCCAAACCUUGAAAAGUAUUAGACCAUUACACAGCCAUCACUCUGUGAUCAUUAUUAAUGAGGGUUUAUAUUCUGCAGAAGUAUAAUUUACCUUGUUUACAGGAAUAGGGUCGGGUAACGUUCUUAUCUUAUCUUAUCUAUGAAUGCCCCCGGCCAUCUAUGCUGAUUGUGGUGGCAUCGCCUCGCAGUGAUAACGACGAAAGAAUAACAUCCCUAUAGAUAAUACCUAUCAUGUAAAAAAAUAAUUCUAGAUGGCUGAUCACAAAUACCUGGGAGAGCAAUCAAAUAUUAGGAUGUAUACAAACAUAUAAACAUUUUUAGUGGUUCGAUGUGAGCUAACAUCAACUUUUUCAUUUUUUAAAUGAUAUAGUGAUUAUAGUUAAAUUUUAAACGGGUAAUAUAAAUUUAUAUACUAACAAAUAUUUAAAAACACUGCGUAUAUGUUUAAAGGUAAAUCAUAUGAAUUUGUGUAUUACAGUAUGUAUGCUGUUAUCAUUUUUUAAAUAAAAUGUAUAAAGUUUAGUUCAAUUUUUAUAUAAUUCAAGUCAAAUAAUUUAUUUUGGAAACUAAAAGAGAUUAAAAUGAUUCACUAGUGCAAGUGUUUAAUUAAAGAGGUAAUAUUAAAUUCUAUUAGUUCAGUUUACAUUUUCUAACCAUCCUUAUUGUAUUAGUCAAACGACUCAAAACUAUUUUAGCACUGCAUACAAAGUUGUUUGUUAUUGCUGGUAGAUUUGUUCUGGAAGUCUACGCAUUUCGAGGUCUUAAGACACUAUCAAAACUUUUGUAUUUUACGGUAUUCUUCGUUAGACCACUUCAACAGUUCCUUUUACAUUUAAACUAAAUUGUAAAAAGUGCACAGUUUUAAUUUUUUGUAAUAAACAUGUUUGUCCUUAA
Molecule: messenger RNA, 2322 nt
Organism: Homalodisca vitripennis (glassy-winged sharpshooter)
Lineage: Eukaryota; Metazoa; Arthropoda; Insecta; Hemiptera; Cicadellidae
Product: zwei Ig domain protein zig-8-like
Exons: 7
Coding region: 268-1185 (305 amino acids)
Biological process (GO): synapse organization
Cellular component (GO): neuron projection membrane
Source: RefSeq, a predicted model, not a curated record